Molecule: messenger RNA, 2872 nt
Organism: Mizuhopecten yessoensis (Yesso scallop)
Lineage: Eukaryota; Metazoa; Mollusca; Bivalvia; Pectinida; Pectinidae
Exons: 2
Coding region: 251-2227 (658 amino acids)
Source: RefSeq, a predicted model, not a curated record
UUUAGAUUGAAUAUUACAUUUACUCGCUGAACCACUUUAAUUACACUUGAAAAUAAGGUAACUUUAUUGGAUAGGAAAGAUAGCCAAUCAGCACACUUGGGGAAAGCCUUUUUCCUCCGUGGGACGUAGGCCUCACGUGAGGUCGGGGUCGAAAUAAGGCACGGAAACUUCAACCUAUAUAAGGACAAGACAUACGGACAUUUUAUGGUCGAACAUUGCUUUGAAUCGUGGAUACACAACAUCAUUUGACAUGGAUAAAGAUGUUAUAUCUGCCAAAGACUAUAUGGAUUUGCCGAGGAUAUUGGACGAUUUAAUGUCAAUGUCUCGACCUAAACCGCAAGACCAGAGACUAGAUGAAUACUGCCACUAUAUCAAUAUGGCGUUGUCGGAGUUCGGGCAGGAACGCUGUAUGGUGGUAGGGAGUACGAAAGAAGGGACCCGACUCCGUACACACAAUGACCAAGGUGAUUGGGACAUCUUAGUAAUCGGGGAUAUCACCGUACCAGUGGAAUGUCUGAAUUACAGGAGAGACCUGCCUUGCUUUGUACAUAUAAAUGGAACAUUCUUAAAGGAAUUGGGGAGAAAAGAGCUGAUUGAUGGAAAGUUUCUCCCGGCAACACUGGUGAAAAAGCCCUCCCCGCCACUCUUUUGUCAUCUCAAAGGUAUAUUCGACAUUUGUUGCAGUCCUCAGUCAUUUAAAGUCGAUGGAGUCCCAAGGGUAACGAUGGACACCGAUAUCAAACCUGGUACCAAUGUGACCGACUACACACAUUGGCACAGCGAUUUGCUAAAUCCUAGGACCAGUCCGAGAUUUGCAUGUGACAAGACAUUGACAGAGAAGGUUUUAAAGCGAUUGAACCAAUCAGAAGUGUUUCAGGACAAAGGCAACGGCAUUGCGCACUUUUUGCAAAUUUUUGCUAGAUUAGUAAACACUUGCAAAACACAGGAAUUUUCUGAAUCAUAUUUCUACCGACUGUUUGGACCUCUGUUCGCCGGUUUUGUUGUUGACCAAAUUGGAUCGUCGGAAAACAAUCGGAAGGAAAACGAAUCCAUCCCGUCUACAGCCGAUAGUAUCAGCGACAUAAGGAUCAACAAACAUGAAGAUCAUACACGCGAGGAAACUACAAAGCUACACAUUGCCACAUUAGGGAGUACUCGUACGCUUUCCACAGCUCAAUACGAAACUUUACCUUUUAUACAAAUACCAGCUUCAUCUAAAUCCGUUCGAGUGACAUACGCUCAAAAAUCAAUGAAGGAUUUCAUUCCCGCUCUCCGUUUAUCUGGCCCACCGAUAUAUAUAGAUCAGUGGACUUUGCGAAACCGAUAUUGGCCAAAUAAAAACGCGGUAGGUGCUAUCUCAAGAGGUCAGUUUUUCGUUGUAGCGAAACCAGCUGUUAAAGACGAACAGCCUGAAAUAGAUUUCUGUCUUUCCUGCAAUAUUGCUGAGAUCAUACUAGCGAAGGAGAUGCCCCCGGGUCACAAGAAAUGUUUGUUGAUGGUCAAGGCUUUCCAAAGAAGCAUACUGGAGGAAUUCUCUAAGGUCCUGACAACGUUUCACUGGAAAACCGCUCUUUAUUUGAUGCUUGAGUCAACCGACCCGGUCACCUACUCAGAGAGCAGUGAGGACGUACUGAAUGAGUUGAGGAGUCUCCUGACCUACAUGCGAGAUCGGUUACACGAGGGCUACCUACAACAUUACUUCUUCCCGAGCAACCUCUUCGCAGGUUUGGAGACGUGUGUUCGCGCUGAAAUGGUAAGAAAAAUAGAGGAAAUCUACCUGAACCCAGUAUGGUAUCUGAACGCAUUUCUUGUUCAGGAGGCUCAGGAAAAAGAAGUAAUUGUGACGAACGUGUCUUUUGGAAAGAUGAUGGAAAUGAAGAAGAAAACAGAAAAAGAAAUAGAUAAUUUUUGCGUGGACACACUUCUUGACAUAUUUGAAGGGUUUGGUAGACCUAAGUCUGCAAGUAAAGAGGGUUCAGCUGCAAAGCCAAAUUUUCCUAAUUUAGGGCUGAGGAUUGUAGAAUCGAUUUUAGCAGAUGAACGGUCAAAAAGGAUGGACAAGGAAAACGGUACCAGUGAAGCGGAACAGACUACCUCACUAAUAGAAAGCAUAAGGUCAAUUUUAACCGAGGUUUUCUUAAAUAAAGAGACGAACACAGCGAGCAGAACGAGUGAUGAAGAAAAAAUGAUCGAAAACAUAGUCUCGUUUUUGUCUUCAGACGAUUAAUAAUUGAACAGGUAAAUCUAGGUUCUGGAAUAAUUAAAACCUGGUUAUUGAUGCGAAUACUAUUUGUAUACGAGACUCUGUCUUUAUUUUGGUUCGGAUCAAGCGAUAUCAAAAUGUGGUUUAGGAGGGUAGUUUGAUGAUAGCAAGGUUGAAUACUGUAAAAGCGCAUUGAUGAAUUGACGUACAGAAACUAUAUGAAAAAACUAAUUAGCGUAAUUAUAAUUCGGCGCUGUAUUUGAACAUAGUGCUGAAUUAUGAUUGUGCUAAAUAUGUAAGCUUACAGUAGUUGAGGUUAUUCUGACACAGAUCAGCAAAAUGAAGAUUAAUAACGACAGGCAAAUCACUUGGUGACAUACAAACCUUAAUUAAUUCUCCAGCCAACAUGACUCCAAUAAGCCAAGUGGAAUAUAUAGAGGUUACACAACGAGUGGCUGUAGCUCGUGUUUUUUGUAACUUUUGUAAAAUAACUAACGAGAGUGAAAGAAAUACCAUAUACAAAAACCACGAGUUUGUGUGACCUGUUUCUACCACGAUAAAAAAAAAAAUCCGAGGAAAUGGACAUGUUCUGUAUGCAUAUGUGUUUUGUUUACGAUAUCAGAUGGGGCGUAAGGAUAUGAUCUGUAGUAAAAUGCCGCUAACUAAUAU